This is a messenger RNA of Culicoides brevitarsis, 7793 nucleotides long. It is a transcript of the gene ACC, whose product is annotated as acetyl-CoA carboxylase. Gene Ontology annotation, molecular function: acetyl-CoA carboxylase activity; metal ion binding; ATP binding. Bases 440 to 7651 code for a protein of 2403 amino acids. Gene Ontology annotation, biological process: fatty acid biosynthetic process. Lineage: Eukaryota; Metazoa; Arthropoda; Insecta; Diptera; Ceratopogonidae. Gene Ontology annotation, cellular component: mitochondrion. The transcript is spliced from 10 exons. The record is from RefSeq and is a predicted model, not a curated record.
UUACUGACAGUGUGUGUUGCGCUAUCGUCGUGAAAAGUUCAAUUUUGUGUUCGAAGCGAUUUUCUUAUAAGAAACUGAGAAAUUCCAUGAAAAUUACUUAAUAAUCGUUCUCCGGGUAAUCAAUUCACAAUUAACACGUUAAUGAGGUGAUCUUUUUUUGCAGUAAACGUAAUUUCGAAGGUUAUCAUAUUACCGAUGAGUAGUCGGGCACGAAGUUCGACCUUCAGUGGCAAUGCAAAUGCCAAAAAAAUCACAGUUUUGAAACGCAUUAGAAGCUUCUUGCAAGGUUAGAAGUGUUUGGACCCCAAAAAGUGACUAAUUUGCAUGAAAAUACAAAAAAAAAGUUUUGUGCGUGAAAUUCAUUUAAGAAAAAAAUUAAAUGGAAUAACAAAAGACACGGAAAUUCUAAAUAAUAACAAGAGAAACAGUGAAUACCCAUAUGAUAACUAUACUAUUGAUGUCCUUUGUCACUCUAAUCACUUUGUAUUACAUAAUUCGUGAUUAUUUUCAUCCAAAAUCGACGCAACAAGUGAAUAAUUUUUGCGGCAAUUCUAUUGCAUCUAACUCAAAUACAGACUCUCCUCACGCGAAUUCUGUGACAACUCCCGUGGCUUCGUCGACACCAAAUUGUACAGUAACAAAUAAAGAACCCGAUUUAUCGUCUCUUGCGAACGAACUAAAGCGCGUUUCCUUCUCCUCGAACUUGACAUCCUAUCAAACUAUGGAAGGCGAGGGCGCUGAAUCGACAAGACCCAGUUUUCUUGUUGGCGAAGAAAAUGGCUCGCCUGAGGCAAUGGACUCGCUUGAAGCAACUGAUGACUUUCCGCCGAUAGAAAAUGGGAAAAUGUCGUCGUACGAGGCAAAGUUGUUGGAAAAAAGACGUCGGUUGAGGCCAAGUAUGUCCCAUGGCACGGGAUUGGGCUUAGAUCGACAUCAAGAACGAGAUUUCAUCCUUUCGACGACGGAAGAGUUUGUGAAACGUUUUGGCGGAACACGCGUGAUUAAUAAAGUUCUCAUCGCUAACAAUGGCAUCGCCGCUGUCAAGUGUAUGCGUUCGAUUCGUCGAUGGUCUUACGAAAUGUUCAAGAAUGAACGUGCUGUGCGUUUCGUCGUUAUGGUUACGCCGGAAGAUUUGAAAGCGAAUGCCGAAUACAUCAAGAUGGCGGAUCAUUAUGUGCCUGUUCCGGGCGGAUCGAAUAACAACAAUUACGCGAAUGUCGAAUUGAUUAUCGAUAUUGCGUUGCGAACGCAAGUUCAAGCUGUUUGGGCUGGAUGGGGACAUGCUUCGGAAAAUCCCAAAUUGCCUGAGUUGUUGCACAAGCAGAAUUUGGUGUUUUUGGGACCUCCUGAACGUGCAAUGUGGGCUUUGGGAGAUAAAGUUGCGUCGUCAAUUGUCGCACAAACAGCUGAUAUUCCAACGUUGCCAUGGAGCGGACAAGAAUUGAAAGCACAAUACACGGGAAAAAAGAUCAAAAUUUCAAAUGAACUUUUUUCACGUGGAUGUGUUCAAUCCGCAGAACAAGGUUUGGCUGCUGCCGAGAAAAUUGGAUAUCCUGUGAUGAUUAAAGCUUCUGAGGGAGGCGGCGGAAAAGGUAUUCGUCGUGUUGAUGGCGCCGACGAAUUUCCCGCAUUAUUCAGACAAGUUCAAGCAGAAGUACCCGGAUCUCCGAUUUUUGUCAUGAAACUUGCCAAAGGAGCGCGUCAUUUGGAAGUUCAGCUACUUGCUGAUAUGUAUGGAAAUGCCAUCAGUUUAUUUGGGCGUGAUUGUUCCAUUCAACGUCGUCAUCAAAAGAUUAUCGAAGAAGCUCCUGCCAUCGUCGCAUCGCCUGAUGUCUUUGAAGAUAUGGAAAAAGCUGCUGUUCGUUUGGCAAAAAUGGUUGGAUAUGUUUCCGCAGGUACAGUUGAGUACCUUUACGAUGGAAACGAAGGAAAAUAUUAUUUCCUCGAGUUGAAUCCAAGAUUGCAAGUUGAACAUCCAUGCACGGAAAUGGUUGCUGAUGUUAAUUUACCCGCUUGCCAAUUGCAAAUCGGUAUGGGAGUCCCGUUAUAUCGCAUCAAGGAUAUUCGUUUGUUGUAUGGCGAAUCGCCAUGGGGCGGCACAAUGAUCGAUUUCGAUAAUCCAAGUCAAAAACCUCGACCAUGGGGACAUGUAAUUGCUGCUCGUAUUACUUCUGAGAAUCCAGAUGAAGGAUUUAAACCAAGUUCGGGUACUGUGCAAGAGUUGAACUUCCGUUCAAGCAAAAAUGUAUGGGGAUACUUUAGUGUAGCAGCAAGCGGAGGACUUCACGAAUUCGCAGAUUCACAAUUCGGGCAUUGUUUCUCAUGGGGUGAAAAUCGACAACAAGCCAGAGAAAAUUUGGUUAUUGCAUUGAAAGAACUUUCCAUUCGAGGAGAUUUCCGUACAACUGUUGAAUAUUUGAUCACGUUGCUUGAAACCAACAGUUUUCUCGAUAACACAAUUGACACGGCGUGGUUAGAUGCGUUGAUCGCUGAACGAGUUCAAUCAGAAAAACCCGACAUUUUGUUAGGAGUCGUUUGUGGUUCAUUAUUAAUUGCUGAUCGACAAAUCAACGAAGCAUUUUCAAGCUUUCAAACAUCAUUGGAGAAGGGUCAAAUUCAAGCUGCAAAUACUUUAACAAACGUCAUCGAAGUUGAAUUGAUUUCUGAUGCUCUCAAAUACAAAGUUCAAGCAGCAAAAAGUGGUCCAAACACAUAUUUCCUCGUCAUGAAUGGCGAUUUCAAGGAAGUCGAAGUUCAUCGAUUGUCCGAUGGGGGAAUGUUACUUUCGUUAGAAGGCAAUUCCUACACGACUUAUUUGAAGGAAGAAGUUGAUCGUUAUCGUAUUGUUAUCGGUAACCAAACAUGCGUGUUCGAAAAGGAAAAUGAUCCAUCAAUUUUGAGAUCGCCAUCCGCGGGAAAAUUGAUCAAUUUGUUGGUCGAAGAUGGAGCGCAUGUCAACAAGGGACAACCUUAUGCUGAAAUUGAAGUUAUGAAGAUGGUUAUGACUCUCACAUCGCAAGAAAAUGGCACGGUAAACUUUGUAAAGAGACCCGGAGCAGUUUUAGAUGCUGGAUCGUUGUUGGGACAUUUAGAGCUUGAUGAUCCUUCGUUAGUUACGAAAGCUCAACCAUACAAAGGAACAUGGGGUACAAUUGAAAAUACCGCCAUUCCCGAAAAACUCAACAGAAUUCAUCAUUCGUACAAGACAAUCUUGGAAAAUACACUCGCGGGAUAUUGUUUGCCUGAUCCUUACAACGCCCCACGUUUGCGUGAAGUUAUCGAAAAAUUCAUGCAAAUUUUGCGAGAUCCUUCACUGCCAUUACUCGAGUUGCAAGAAGUUAUGGCUUCGAUUUAUGGUCGUAUCCCAACAAUUGUCGAGAAGAAAAUUCGCAAACUCAUGAUGUUGUACGAGCGAAAUAUCACGUCUGUUCUUGCGCAAUUCCCUUCGCAGCAAAUCGCAAGUGUGAUAGAUAGUCAUGCGGCGACGCUCCAAAAACGCGCGGAUCGUGAUGUUUUCUUCCUCACAACUCAGGGCAUCGUUCAACUUGUUCAACGUUAUCGAAAUGGCAUUCGAGGAAGAAUGAAGGCUGCUGUUCACGAGUUACUCCGACAAUAUUACGCCGUCGAGUCUCAAUUCCAACAUGGGCAUUACGAUAAAUGUGUGCAAGCGAUUCGGGAUAAACAUAAGGACGAUAUGGCAGCUGUUGUUGCUACAAUUUUCUCUCACAGUCAAGUUGCGAAGAAAAAUUUGCUUGUUACGUUGUUAGUUGAUCACUUAUGGAGUAACGAACCUGGAUUGACGGAAGAAUUGGCAGCAACUUUGAGCGAAUUGACGUCUUUGAAUCGUGCGGAACACUCAAGAGUUGCUUUGAGGGCGAGACAAGUCUUAAUUGCGGCUCAUCAACCUGCCUACGAGUUGCGUCACAAUCAAAUGGAAUCAAUUUUCUUAUCAGCUGUUGAUAUGUACGGGCAUGAUUUCCAUCCGGAGAACUUGCAACGAUUGAUUUUGUCGGAAACGAGUAUUUUCGAUAUCUUACAUGACUUUUUCUAUCACACAAAUCGCGCUGUGUGCAAUGCCGCUUUGGAAGUUUACGUUCGUCGUGCCUAUACUUCGUACGAUAUCACUUGCCUUCAACAUUUGGAGCUUUCCGGCGAAGUGCCCUUGGUUCAUUUCCAAUUUUUACUGCCGACAUCACAUCCGAAUCGAAUUCGCAUCAAUGCUGAUAACACAGUUGAACUCGAUCUCGAAGGAAGUUUCAUGCGAACAGGAUGCAUGGCUGCUUUUGACUCUUUCGAUCAUUUCAAACAAUAUGCUGAUGAAAUUCUCGACUUGCUCGAAGAUUUCGUGACGCCAGCUGUCGUUUCGAAGAACAUUUUAGACGCUGUCGAUGCAGCUACGGGAGAUUCGUUAUCCGAUGGGCGUCACAGUACCUCCAUUAACGUCUCAAUUUCCGAAAAUUAUGGACGAGCUGAAGCAAUUAUCCAAUCAACGGAGCCAAUUCACAUCUUGAGCAUCGCUGUUCGUGAUACCGGAGACUUGGAUGACAUUCAAAUGGCAAAUCUCUUUGGUAGUUUCUGUACUUUGCAUCGUGAUGAGCUUCUGACACGUCGUGUGCGACGAAUUACUUUUGCUGCUCUCAAAAAACGACAAUUCCCGAAAUUCUUUACGUAUCGUGCGCGUGAUUUGUUCACCGAAGAUCGCAUUUAUCGUCAUCUCGAGCCAGCAUGUGCAUUCCAAUUAGAGCUAAAUCGCAUGAGAACGUACGAAUUAGAGGCGUUGCCGACGGCAAAUCAGAAAAUGCAUUUGUAUUUGGGACGAGCAAAAGUCUCCAAAGGUCAAGAAGUGUCGGAUUUCAGAUUUUUCAUUCGUUCGAUCAUUCGACACAGUGAUUUGAUCACGAAAGAGGCCUCUUUUGAGUACUUGCAAAAUGAAGGAGAACGCGUUUUGUUGGAGGCGAUGGACGAAUUGGAAGUUGCUUUCUCACAUCCGCAUGCAAAACGAACGGAUUGCAAUCACAUCUUCUUGAAUUUCGUUCCAACUGUCAUUAUGGAUCCCGCGAAAAUCGAAGAAUCAGUUACGAAGAUGAUCAUGCGUUAUGGGCCUCGUUUGUGGAAAUUGCGUGUCUUGCAAGCAGAAUUAAAAAUGAUCAUUAGACAAACGCCGCAAUCGCCGACACAAGCUGUUAGAUUGUGCAUUGCCAAUGAUUCGGGAUACUAUCUCGAUAUUGCCAUGUAUACAGAAUAUACGGACAAAGAAACAGGAACGAUUAAAUUCCAAGCUUAUGGAAGUCGUCAAGGUCCCUUGCAUGGAUUGGCAAUUUCAACGCCUUACGUGACGAAGGAUUAUUUGCAACAAAAACGUUUCCAAGCCCAAUCAAAUGGAACAACGUACGUUUAUGACAUUCCCGAUAUGUUCCGUCAAAUGACUGAACGACAUUGGCGUGAAUUCUCCAAAGCUCGUCCCACGGAAGACAUUCGAAUGCCGGAAAAGGUUCUCAUUGAAUGCGUUGAACUCGUACUUGAUGGCGACGGUUUGCAAGAAGUUCAACGUUUGGGCGGCGAAAACGAUUGCGGAAUGGUUGCUUGGCGCAUGGUUUUAGCAACUCCCGAAUUUCCCGAUGGCAGAGAAUUGAUUUUGAUUUCGAACGAUUUGACGUACGUCAUUGGAUCGUUUGGACCGAAAGAGGAUUUGUUGUUUAAUCGUGCUUCGGAAUUAGCUCGUGCACGUAGAGUUCCGCGAAUUUAUCUCAGUUGCAAUAGCGGAGCUCGUAUUGGAUUGGCAGAAGAAGUAAAAGCUUUGUUCCGUGUUGCGUGGGAAGAUCAAGAUGAGCCUGAAAAGGGCUUCAAAUACAUCUACUUGACGACAGACGAUUACAGCAAAAUUGCGAACAAGAACUCUGUACGUGCCAUAUUGAUCGAAGAUGAGGGAGAGCCUCGUUACAAGAUUACCGACAUCAUUGGCUUGCAAGAUGGAUUGGGCGUUGAGAAUUUGCGAUAUGCUGGCAUGAUUGCGGGCGAAACGUCGCGCGCUUACGAAGAUAUUGUCACAAUUUCGAUGGUAACGUGUCGUACAAUCGGUAUUGGAUCGUAUCUCGUGCGUUUGGGACAACGUGUUAUUCAAAUCGAAAACUCGCACAUUAUUUUGACGGGAUAUGCUGCGUUGAAUAAGCUACUUGGGCGUAAGGUUUACGCGUCAAACAAUCAACUUGGCGGCGUGCAAAUCAUGUACAAUAACGGCGUCACGCACAAAACGGAUGCUCAAGAUCUUGACGGUGUCUACACAAUUCUUCAUUGGCUCUCUUACAUUCCCGAUGCACGAGGCGGCAAAUUGCCCAUUGUCUCGAUGAGUGACACAAUUAAUCGUCCCGUCGGUUUCAUGCCUACCAAAGCGCCGUACGAUCCGCGUUGGAUGCUCGCAGGUCGUGUCAAUCCAACAAAUCCCACGGAAUGGGAAAGCGGAUUCUUCGAUCGCGGAUCAUGGAGCGAAAUUAUGGAGCCAUGGGCACAAACUGUCGUUACGGGACGUGCGAGAUUAGGCGGCGUACCUGUUGGCGUAAUUGCUGUCGAAACGAGAACUGUUGAAGUAACGAUACCCGCAGAUCCCGCCAAUUUGGAUUCUGAAUCGAAGACGGUACAACAAGCUGGACAAGUUUGGUAUCCUGAUUCGUCGUACAAAACAGCACAAGCCAUCAAGGAUUUCGGGCGUGAAGAGUUACCAUUGUUGAUUUUCGCCAAUUGGAGAGGAUUUUCAGGAGGACAAAAAGAUAUGUACGAACAAAUUGUGAAAUUUGGUGCUUACAUCGUCGAUGCUCUUGUGCAAUACAAACAACCUGUUUUCGUUUAUCUCCCUCCAAAUGCUGAACUUCGCGGAGGCGCAUGGGCUGUUUUAGAUUCGCUCAUCAAUCCUGAAUACAUGGAGUCAUAUGCUGAUCCCGAGUCACGAGCAGGCGUUUUGGAGCCCGAAGGCAUUGUUGAAGUCAAAUUCAGGGAGAAAGAUAUCACAAAAACUAUUCACCGAAUCGAUCCUGUUGUAUUAAAACUCAAAGAAGAACUUGCAAAAGCAAACGGUGACAAAGAAACGCUCACAAACACGGAGAAUAAAAUCAAGGAACGCACAAGUCUCUUAUUGCAUGCAUAUCACACCGUGGCAAUUCACUUUGCCGACUUACAUGACACUCCUGAACGAAUGCUCGAGAAAGAUUGCAUCAAAGAAAUCGUUUCAUGGCGCACUUCCCGGUCAUUCUUCUAUUGGAGAUUACGUAGACUGUUGUUGGAACGGACGUUUGUGCAACAAAUUCAAACAGCGCAACCCGAAUUCAGCGUUGGACAAGCCAAAAAUAUGCUCAGAAGAUGGUUCGUGGAAGAUUUGGGAGCAACAGAAGCAUACCUUUGGGAUAAAAAUGAAGAAAUUGUUAGUUGGUUGGAAAAACAAACGAAACCAGAUUCCGUCGUACUGAAAAAUAUUGCAGCUGUGAAAAAGGACGCCAUUAUCUCACAAAUUCAAAAAUCAUUAGAAGAAUGUCCUGAAAUCGCACUCGAUGCUGUUGUUGGACUUUGUCAAACGCUUUCACCAACAAGUCGAGGCGAAGUUGUUCGAACAUUGGCUCAACUUGCGUUACAAGAAGAACAAGAAGCAAAUAACUCAGGAUGACCAAUCAUCAGAAACUAUCAAAACGCAAUUCCAUAGGUUUUUACGGUGUACGGACAAAUUUUGCUUCUUUUAUAAUUAUUUUUAAAUAUUAUUAUGAUGAAUAUUUAUUUAGGGGAAAAUAAAAUAAAAUGAAAAUGUUGUU